This is a messenger RNA of Glycine soja, 456 nucleotides long. Its product is annotated as cyclin-H1-1-like. Bases 1 to 456 code for a protein of 151 amino acids. The record is from RefSeq and is a predicted model, not a curated record. Lineage: Eukaryota; Viridiplantae; Streptophyta; Magnoliopsida; Fabales; Fabaceae. The transcript has 5 exons.
AUGGGCGGAACAUAUAAAACUUUGCAAAAGACAGCAAGAUCAGAAGUUGAUAAGAUGAUUCUUACAGAUGCACCAGUUUUAUUUCCUUCUAGGCAGUUGGCUUUGGCUGCUUUCCGCAACUCAAAUGCACUUCAUAAAGUCAUUAACUUUGAUAGUUAUCUUAGGAGCAUUUUUUCCCGUGAGAAUUCCAUGCAUACAAUGUCCGAGUUUUCGGAAUCACUGAAUGCAAUUGAUUCUUUGGUAAUUGUUUCUCAUUCUAAUAUUUUAAGAAAAUACAAAAGUUCUUCUAAGGAGGAAAGGGAGCAUCUCGACGCAAAACUGAAGUCUUGUUGGGGUCUUAGCUCUCAUGAUGAAUACUUCCUUUACCCCUAUAUAGAAUUUAUCUGCUGGUUCUAUUCUACACAUCCACAAAAAGAAAAGAAAGAUAUUUUUUAUAGAGAAAAUUGUGUUAUAUAA